Molecule: messenger RNA, 575 nt
Organism: Diversispora eburnea
Lineage: Eukaryota; Fungi; Glomeromycota; Glomeromycetes; Diversisporales; Diversisporaceae
Source: the annotation of a GenBank genome assembly
GACAUUCUGAUAAUUCCUGUAAAGAAUUAUUAUCACAAUUAAGGCUACAACUAGUAAUUAGACUUUUUUCUAUAACUCCUUCACAAGCUAAUUGUGAACAAAACUUCUCAACAUUAAAAUGGCUUUUAGGUGAUCACAGAACUAGAAUGAAUAUUACAAAAUUAGAAGGAAUGGCAAAGGCUAGAUCAUAUUAUUUAUCUAAUAUUUGUAAUGAACUUAAAUAUUAUAGAAAAGAAUUAACUGAAAAUGAUAUAAGAAGUGUAAUUAAUAAUACAAAUAUGGGAGAUAUAUUAGAAUUGGAUAAUGAAGAAAGUGAAAUAGGUAUUAAUAAUAAUAUCUUAAAUAAUAAUUAUAAUAAUUCUUUAAUUAUUGAGAAUAUUAUUGAUUUAAAUAAUUUUGAAAAUGAAAAUGAGAUAUCAAAUGAAAUUAAUGAUGAUGAAAUGGGAACUUUAGAUUAUAAUCCUGAAGAUAUAAUAAAUAAUUUUUUAUUUGAUGAAUUAAAUAAAAGAAAUAAUGAAUUGGAAUUAAAUGAAAUGGAAUUAAAUGAAAGAAAUAAUGAAAUUGAAUCAAAUUAA